AUGAAUAAAUCCUCCAGGGAUAAAGAUAACCGCAACCAACAGAAGGAGGUAAAUGAUGAACUACUGAAGAGGAUAACCGACAACAAGGCCCAGCCCCCAGCUCGAAACUUUCGGGUGGAGGGCUCAAGUACAUCCGUGACCAUCACAUAUGAAUCCCAGCCCUUUGAGGUCCACGCUUGGCUCAAUGUAAAGGGAUUCUCUAGACCGGUGGUGGAAUGUCUUGGUAUUCUGAACGGUGCUCAACUAUUUUCCCUCAGUAAGGAUGAGCUGAAAGCUGUGUGUGGGGAUGAGGGUUCCCGUGUCUUCAGUCAGAUCAGUGUGCAGAAAGCUCAAAUAGAGAGGGGUCAUGGGGAUACAGAACUACAGGAGAUCAUGAGGCGACGACAACAGGAGGUGGAGGACUCAACCUGGGAAUGAUUAAAGUCAAUCAGGCCAUCACUCAUGGCAUUAUUUCCUCACAUUUUCUUGAACGCUCUUGUUCACUCUAAAAUCAACAGCCACCCAGAGUAAUGCAGAACAGAUGGACUAAACAACUCCAGUCAUUAGUGAAGCCCAGUCCCGCCUAUUUCCUU
Sinocyclocheilus grahami is the source of this 572-nucleotide messenger RNA. RefSeq names its product epidermal growth factor receptor kinase substrate 8-like protein 2. Lineage: Eukaryota; Metazoa; Chordata; Actinopteri; Cypriniformes; Cyprinidae. The transcript is spliced from 4 exons. Gene Ontology annotation, molecular function: actin binding. Gene Ontology annotation, cellular component: plasma membrane; ruffle membrane; vesicle. The record is from RefSeq and is a predicted model, not a curated record. Gene Ontology annotation, biological process: positive regulation of ruffle assembly; Rho protein signal transduction; regulation of Rho protein signal transduction. The coding region runs from base 1 to 417 and encodes 138 amino acids.